AUGCCGCAGCCGCUUCCAAUAAAGGCUUGCCAGCAGAAUACCCACACCAAAGUCAGCACGGAGCACAACAAGGAGUGUCUCAUCAACAUUUCCAAGUACAAGUUUUCCCUGGUCAUCAGUGGUCUCACCAAUAUAUUAAAAAAUGUUAAUAACAUGAGAAUAUUUGGAGAAACUGCUGAAAAGAAUUUAUAUCUAUCUCAGCUGAUUAUCUUGGAUACACUGGAAAAAUGUCUGGCAGGGCAACCCAAGGACACCAUGCGGCUGGACGAGACCAUGCUGGUGAAGCAGCUGCUGCCCGAGAUCUGCCACUUCAUCCACACCUACCGCGAGGGCAACCAGCACGCGGCCGAGCUGCGCAGCUCCGCCUCGGGCGUGCUCUUCUCGCUCAGCUGCAACAACUUCAACGCCGUCUUCAGCCGCAUCUCCACCAGAUUACAGGAACUGACUGUUUGCUCAGAAGAUAAUGCUGAUGUUCAUGAUAUUGAACUUCUACAGUACAUCAGUGUGGAUUGUUCAAAACUCAAGCGACUCUUGCAAGAGACUGUAUUCAAGUUUAAAGCUCUUAAGAAAGUAGCUCAGUUAGCUGUUAUCAACAGUCUUGAGAAGGCAUUUUGGAACUGGGUGGAAAACUAUCCUGAUGAAUUCACCAAGCUGUACCAAACCCCCCAGACUGACAUGGCUGAUUGUGCUGAGAAGUUGUUUGAUUUAGUGGAUGGCUUUGCUGAAAGCACCAAACGUAAAGCAGCAGUGUGGCCACUGCAGAUCAUCCUCCUGGUGCUGUGUCCAGAGAUAAUCCAAGAUAUAGCAAAGGAUGUGGUAGAGGAAACUAAAAUGAACAAGAAGCUGUUCCUGGACAAUCUCAGGAAGGCCCUGGCAGGACACAGUGGGAGCAGGCAGCUGACUGAAAGUGCUGCUAUUGCUUGUGUUAAACUGUGCAAAGCAUCUACGUACAUCAACUGGGAAGAUAAUUCUGUCAUUUUCCUGCUAGUGCAGUCCAUGGUAGUAGAUCUUAAGAAUUUGCUGUUUAACCCAAGCAAGCCUUUUUCAAGAGGCAAUCAGAAUGCAGAUGUAGACCUGAUGAUUGACUGCUUGGUUUCCUGCUUCCGCAUAAAUCCUCACAAUAACCAACACUUCAAGAUCUGCUUGGCACAGAAUUCCCCAUCAACAUUUCAUUAUGUGCUGGUAAAUUCACUCCACCGAAUCAUCACAAACUCGGCGCUGGACUGGUGGCCGCGGAUCGACGCCGUGUACUGCCACGCCGUGGAGCUGCGCAGCAUGUUCAGCGACACGCUGCACCGCGCCAUGCAGGGCUGCGGGGCGCACCCCGCCAUCCGCAUGACCCCGAGCCUUACAUUUAAGGAGAAAAUGACAAGCCUUAAAUUUAAAGAAAAACCUACUGAUUUGGAGACCAGAAGCUACAAGUUCUUGCUGUUGUCCUUGGUGAAACUGAUCCAUGCAGAUCCAAAGCUUUUGCUGUGUAACCCCAGGAAGCAGGGCCCCGACUCGCAGGGCAGCACGGCCGAGCUGAUCACGGGGCUGGUGCAGCUGGUGCCGCAGUCCAGCAUGCCCGACAUCGCCCAGGAGGCCAUGGAGGCCUUGCUGGUUCUGCACCAGUUGGACAGCAUUGACUUGUGGAAUCCUGAUGCUCCUAUAGAAACAUUCUGGGAGAUCAGUUCACAAAUGCUUUUUUAUAUCUGCAAGAAGCUUACAAGUCAUCAGAUGCUUAGCAGUACAGAAAUCCUCAAGUGGCUGCGAGAGAUUCUCAUCUGUAGGAAUAAAUUUCUGCUAAAAAACAAACAAUCAGAUAGGAGUUCCUGCCACUUCCUUUUCCUUUAUGAUGUCUCUGGAAGUGGAACUAGUCAAAUUUCUCUUGACCAUGAGGAAAUGAUGCGCUGUGCACCAGGGGCUACCCUGAGGAAAGCAAAGGGGAAUUCAUCCAUAGAGAGCACUGCAGGAUGCAGCGGAACCCCCAUCUGCCGCCAAGCCCAGACCAAGCUGGAAGUGGCCUUGUACAUGUUCCUGUGGAGCCCAGAUAUCGAGGCAGUCCUGGUGGCCAUGUCCUGCUUCCGUCACCUCUGUGAGGAGGCCGACAUCAGGUGUGGAGUAGAUGAGGUCUCAGUGCAUAAUUUUUUGCCAAACUACAACACUUUCAUGGAGUUUGCAUCUGUGAGCAACAUGAUGUCAACAGGGAGAGCAGCUCUUCAGAAGAGAGUGAUGGCUUUAUUGAGGCGCAUUGAGCACCCCACUGCAGGCAACACAGAGGCCUGGGAGGAUACACAUGCAAAAUGGGAACAAGCUACAAAACUGAUCCUUAACUAUCCAAAGACCAAAAUGGAAGAUGGGCAGGUGACCGAGAGCCUGCACAAGACGAUCGUGAAGCGGCGCAUGUCGCACGUCAGCGGCGGCGGCUCCAUCGACCUGUCAGACACGGAGUCGCUGCAGGAGUGGAUCAACAUGACAGGGUUCCUGUGUGCCCUGGGCGGGGUGUGCCUGCAGCACCGCAGCAGCGCGGGGCUGGCCACCUACAGCCCCCCCAUGGGCCCCCUCAACGAGCGCAAGGGCUCCAUGAUCUCCAUGGUCUCCACCGAGGGCAGCGUGGAGACCCCGGUCAGCAAAUUCAUCGACCGCCUGCUCACCCUGAUGGUCUGCAACCACGAGAAGGUGGGGCUGCAGAUCCGCACCAACAUCAAAGACCUGGUGGGGCUGGAGCUCAGCCCAGCCCUUUAUCCUAUGCUCUUCAACAAGCUGAAGAAUACCAUCAGCAAGUUCUUUGAUUCUCAAGGACAGGUCUUGUUAACUGACACCAACACACAAUUUGUAGAGCAAACCAUUGCUAUAAUGAAGAAUUUGCUUGACAAUCACACAGAAGGGAGCUCAGAACACCUUGGACAAGCAAGCAUUGAGACAAUGAUGCUGAAUCUGGUUAGGUACUUCACGCUCUUCAUGAACCUGCUGAACGACUGCAGCGAGGCGGAGGAGGACGGCGCGGCGGCGGGCGGGCGCAAGCGCGGCAUGUCGCGCCGGCUGGCGUCGCUGCGGCACUGCACCGUGCUGGCCAUGUCCAACCUGCUCAACGCCAACGUGGACAGCGGCCUCAUGCACUCCAUAGGCCUCGGCUACCAUAAGGACCUCCAGACCAGAGCCACGUUCAUGGAAGUCCUCACCAAAAUCCUGCAGCAGGGGACAGAGUUCGACACCUUGGCAGAAACGGUGCUGGCAGAUCGCUUUGAGAGAUUGGUGGAGCUGGUUACAAUGAUGGGUGAUCAGGGGGAGCUUCCUAUUGCUAUGGCUUUAGCCAAUGUGGUGCCUUGUUCUCAGUGGGAUGAGCUGGCUCGUGUCCUGGUCACACUCUUUGAUUCCCGGCACCUGCUCUACCAGCUCCUCUGGAAUAUGUUCUCAAAGGAGGUCGAGUUGGCAGACUCCAUGCAGACACUCUUCAGAGGAAACAGUUUAGCCAGUAAAAUAAUGACUUUCUGUUUUAAGGUCUAUGGUGCUACAUAUCUGCAGAAGCUGUUGGAGCCUUUGCUGCGGACUGUGAUCACAUCCCCUGACUGGCAGCACGUCAGCUUUGAGGUGGAUCCAACAAGGCUGGAGCCCACAGAAAGCCUUGAAGAGAACCAGCGGAGUCUCUUGCAAAUGACAGACAAGUUUUUUCAGGCAAUCAUUAAUUCCUCCUCGGAGUUCCCACCCCAGCUGCGCAGUGUGUGCCAUUGUUUGUACCAGGCAACUUGCCACUCUCUACUGAAUAAAGCUACCGUAAAAGAAAAAAAGGAAAACAAAAAAUCAGUGGUGAGCCAGCGCUUCCCCCAGAACAGCAUCGGGGCCGUGGGCAGCGCCAUGUUCCUGCGCUUCAUCAACCCCGCCAUCGUGUCCCCGUACGAGGCGGGCAUCCUGGACAAGAAACCGCCGCCCCGCAUCGAGCGCGGCCUCAAGCUCAUGUCAAAGAUCCUUCAGAGUAUUGCCAACCACGUGCUGUUUACCAAAGAGGAGCACAUGCGGCCUUUCAAUGACUUUGUGAAGAGCAAUUUUGACGCGGCGCGAAGGUUUUUCCUCGACAUCGCGUCCGACUGCCCGGCCAGCGACACCGUCAACCACAGCCUGUCCUUCAUCAGCGACGGCAACGUGCUGGCGCUGCACCGCCUGCUCUGGAACAACCAGGAGAAAAUCGGCCAGUACCUGUCCAGCAACAGGGACCACAAGGCUGUUGGACGACGACCUUUCGACAAGAUGGCAACGCUUCUUGCCUACCUGGGGCCUCCUGAGCACAAACCUGUGGCAGAUACACAUUGGUCCAGCUUAAAUCUCACUAGUUCCAAGUUUGAAGAGUUUAUGACAAGGCAUCAGGUGCAUGAGAAAGAGGAGUUCAAAGCACUGAAAACAUUAAAUAUUUUCUACCAAGCUGGGACAUCCAAAGUUGGCAAUCCUGUUUUCUACUACAUCGCUCGGCGGUUCAAGACUGGUCAGAUCAACGGGGAUUUGCUGAUCUACCACGUGCUGCUGACCCUGAAGCCAUACUAUGCAAAGCCAUAUGAAAUUGUGGUGGACCUCACACACGCUGGCCCCAGUAAUCGCUUUAAAACAGACUUUCUUUCUAAAUGGUUUGUAGUUUUUCCAGGCUUUGCUUAUGAAAAUGUCGCAGCAGUUUUUAUUUAUAACUGUAACUCUUGGGUCAGAGAAUACACCAAAUACCAUGAAAGGCUCUUGACAGGUUUGAAAGGGAGCAAAAGGCUUGUUUUCAUAGACUCUCCAGGGAAGCUGGCAGAGCACAUCGAACACGACCAGCAGAAACUCCCAGCAGCUACCUUGGCUUUGGAGGAGGACUUGAAAGUGUUUCACAAUGCUCUCAAACUGGCUCAUAAAGACACCAAAGUUUCUAUUAAAGUCGGCUCGACGGCGGUGCAGGUGACGUCGGCAGAGCGCACGCGCGUGCUGGGCCAGACCGUGUUCCUCAAUGACAUCUACUACGCCUCUGAGAUCGAGGAGAUCUGCCUGGUGGAUGAGAACCAGUUCACCCUGACCAUUGCCAACCAGGGCACCCCGCUCACCUUCAUGCACCAGGAGUGUGAGGCCAUCGUCAGGUCCAUCAUCCACAUCCGCACGCGCUGGGAGCUGUCGCAGCCCGACUCCAUCCCCCAGCACACCAAGAUCCGCCCCAAGGACGUGCCCGGCACGCUGCUCAACAUCGCCCUGCUCAACCUGGGCAGCUCCGACCCCAGCCUGCGGUCUGCUGCCUAUAAUCUUCUAUGUGCCUUAACCUGUACCUUUAAUUUAAAGAUUGAGGGCCAGUUACUGGAAACUUCAGGUCUGUGUAUUCCUGCCAACAACACACUAUUUAUUGUAUCUAUCAGUAAGACUCUUGCAGCCAACGAGCCACACCUCACCUUGGAGUUCUUGGAGGAGUGUAUUUCAGGAUUUAGCAAAUCCAGCAUUGAGCUGAAGCACCUGUGCCUGGAGUACAUGACGCCCUGGCUGUCCAACCUGGUGCGCUUCUGCAAGCACAACGACGACGCCAAGCGCCAGCGCGUCACCGCCAUCCUGGACAAGCUCAUCACCAUGACCAUCAACGAGAAGCAGAUGUACCCUUCCAUCCAGGCCAAGAUAUGGGGCAGCCUGGGACAGAUAACAGAUCUCCUGGAUGUAGUGCUGGACAGUUUCAUCAAAACCAGUGCCACGGGGGGCUUGGGCUCCAUCAAGGCUGAGGUGAUGGCAGACACAGCUGUAGCACUGGCUUCUGGCAAUGUCAAACUGGUGUCAAGCAAAGUGAUUGGGAGGAUGUGUAAAAUCAUUGACAAGACCUGUCUGUCCCCCACGCCCACGCUGGAGCAGCACCUGAUGUGGGAUGACAUUGCCAUUCUGGCUCGGUACAUGCUCAUGCUCUCCUUCAACAACUCCCUGGACGUGGCUGCACAUCUCCCCUACCUCUUCCACGUGGUGACUCUGCUGGUGGCCACGGGGCCCCUUUCCCUCAGAGCUUCCACUCAUGGGCUCGUCAUCAACAUCAUUCACUCUCUUUGCACUUGUUCACAGCUUCACUUCAGUGAGGAAACCAAGCAAGUUUUAAGGCUGAGCUUGACUGAGUUCUCUCUGCCCAAGUUUUAUUUGCUGUUUGGGAUCAGCAAAGUGAAGUCGGCGGCGGUGAUCGCGUUCCGCUCCAGCUACCGCGACAGGUCCUUCUCGCCCGGCUCCUACGAGCGCGAGACCUUCGCCCUCACCUCGCUGGAGACGGUCACCGAGGCCCUGCUGGAGAUCAUGGAGGCUUGCAUGAGGGAUAUUCCAACGUGCAAGUGGCUGGACCAGUGGACUGAACUAGCUCAAAAGUUUGCAUUCCAGUACAACCCCUCCCUGCAGCCAAGAGCACUGGUUGUCUUUGGCUGUAUAAGUAAACGAGUGUCUCAUGGACAAAUAAAACAAAUCAUCCGAAUUCUCAGCAAGGGACUCGAGAGCUGUUUAAAAGGCCCUGAUAAUUAUAAUAGCCAAGUUCUAAUAGAAGCCACAGUUAUAGCCCUCACCAAGCUGCAGCCUCUUCUUAACAAGGACUCCCCUAUGCACAAGGCUCUGUUCUGGGUGGCCAUGGCUGUGCUGCAGCUGGAUGAGGUGAACCUGUACUCGGCAGGGACAGCCCUGCUGGAGCAGAACCUGCACACCCUGGACAGCCUGCGCGUGUUCAACGACAAGAGCCCAGAAGAAGUGUUCAUGGAGAUCAGGAGACCACUCGAAUGGCACUGCAAGCAGAUGGAUCAUUUUGUUGGGCUAAAUUUCAACUCCAACUUUAACUUUGCACUAGUGGGACAUCUCCUGAAAGGGUACAGGCAUCCUUCGCCUACCACUGUAGCAAGAACAGUGAGGAUUUUGCACACACUCCUUGCUCUGGUGAACAAACACAGGAACUGUGACAAGUUCGAGGUGAACACCCAGAGCGUGGCUUACCUGGCAGCGCUGCUGACGGUGUCGGAGGAGGUGCGGAGCCGCUGCAGCCUCAAGCACAGGAAGUCUCUCCUGCUGACAGACGUCUCAAUGGAAAAUGUUCCCAUGGAUACAUACCCCAUCCAUCACAGUGACACUAGCUAUAGGACACUAAAGGAACACCAGCCCUGGUCAUCCCCCAAGGGGUCAGACAGACACCUGGCUGCCAGUUACCCAACAGUGGGACAGAUCAGCCCUCGCACCCGGAAAUCCAUGAGCUUGGACAUGGGGCAGCCUUCACAAGCCAACACUAAAAAGCUUCUAGGUACAAGGAAAAGUUUUGACCAUUUGAUAUCGGACACAAAGGCUCCUAAAAGGCAAGACAUGGAAUCUGGAAUCACAACGCCUCCCAAAAUGAGGAGAGUAGCCGAAAAUGAUUAUGAAAUGGAAACCCAGAGAAUAUCACCACAGCAGCACCCACACCUCCGGAAAGUUUCCGUUUCCGAGUCAAACGUCCUCCUGGAUGAAGAAGUUCUGACUGACCCAAAAAUUCAAGCACUGCUGCUUACCGUUCUUGCCACGCUGGUGAAGUACACCACGGACGAGUUCGACCAGCGCAUCCUCUACGAGUAUUUAGCAGAAGCCAGCGUUGUCUUCCCAAAGGUCUUUCCUGUUGUGCAUAAUUUAUUGGAUUCCAAGAUCAAUACCCUUUUAUCGCUGUGCCAGGACCCAAACUUGUUGAAUCCAAUUCAUGGGAUUGUGCAGAGUGUUGUCUACCAUGAGGAGUCCCCACCCCAAUACCAAACAUCCUAUCUACAGAGUUUUGGAUUUAAUGGGCUGUGGAGGUUUGCUGGCCCCUUCUCCAAGCAAACCCAAAUCCCAGACUAUGCUGAGCUCAUAGUGAAGUUCCUUGAUGCCUUGAUUGACACGUACUUGCCUGGAAUUGAUGAGGAAGCCAGUGAAGAAUCUCUCCUGACCCCCACCUCUCCGUAUCCCCCAGCGGUGCAGAGCCAGCUCAGCAUCACUGCAAACCUCAACCUCUCCAACUCCAUGACCUCACUUGCCACUUCCCAGCACUCCCCAGGGAUCGACAAGGAGAACGUGGAGCUCUCGCCCACCGCCGGCCACGCCAACAGCGGCAGGAUGCGCCACGGCUCCGCCAGCCAAGUGCAGAAGCAGCGAAGCGCCGGCAGCUUCAAGCGUCACAGCAUCAAAAAGAUCGUGUGAUUGUCGCUUUUUAAUUUUAUUUUUUAUUUUUGGACCUGCCUGGCGCGCGCGGCCCCUCGCGAAGGGCCCUGCACCGGGUGUGAUGCUGCACUUGAGCUGUACAGUUCCCAUCCAGCCGCGUUGCCAGACGAUCAACUCCUGCCCCCUGCCCGAGUCACGGCCGCGCUCCCCGCGCUGGCUCCAGCCCAGCCCCGGGCCAGGCUGGAGCUCUGCGGCGCUCCUCGAAUCCAAAGCCAUUCCCCAGCCCUGCCAUGUCUGCUCUGGCCUCAGGUGUUCCUGCUAAGGGAAGUGUUGAUCCUUAACCCUGUUUGCACGCCUCAAGGUAGUAGUGGCUUCCUGAGCCGGGGAAGUUUCUCCAACCCUGGUGUUAAUCCAAACCUAUAAGAUUUUAGCUGUGUACUUUUUUUUUUUUUCCACACUGAGAAGAAGUUCAUGAUAGCUGCAGUACAAGGAGCUUAACAGAAGUGGUGGAUUAGGUUAAAUUUCAGGUAAUUAGCAAUAAAGGGGAGAGGAAAAGGAGGCUGCAGGAGUCCCUCGUUCCCCAGACCAAGCUUCACACACUUGGACUGUACAUGGACCAGACUGGACAAACUGGCUUUUUUUUCCCAAAGCUUUUUUUUUUUUUUUUGGCUGUACUUCAUCUUCCCUGAGGAAGUUGUACAGGGGAAAAUCCCUGGGAACUGAGCCUCGAGCUGUCAUUGUAGCACGUGCUUUAGUUCUGCCCUUCCCAACAAUGUGCACCUUCAAGAGCUCCUGGCAGAGUAUCCAGUGGGGAAUGGAGGGAAAAUGGGAUGGAUUCAUUCCCGGCUCCGGGGGAUAGUGUGUGGCAAAGCUGCCCCUGUGCUGCCCGGGCAGGGACAGAAACAGCCACGUCUGCUCAAGGUACAUGAAUUUAAAUUAACUGACACUGUGUCCAGUCCAGGGAGGUGUGGGUGGCGCGGUCCCUCCCGGGGCGGGUUCGGGGCUCCGGCGGGGCUUGCACAGACCUGGGGCUGCCGUCGCUGUCCCGGGGCGGGUUCAGGGCUCCGGCGGGCCCUGCACAGACCUGGGGCUGGGGCAGUCAGGAGCCGCUGGUGGCGAGGGAGGAGCCGCUGGGCGCGGCCCCGGUGCCGCGGGCACUGCGGGCUGAGAGUGGAGCUGGGUUCAGGCAGGGGCUGCGUCCCUGGGGCUCACACAGCUCCUGCUCAGAAACAGAUCCGCUUCCCAGUUUCAGAUCCCUCUGCUGUGGUAGGAAAUAACAAUCCUUCAGUGGCUUUAAAGGAAAAAAAAGUAUAUCCAUUAGGUAAAAGCCAGUCCUCCAGUGCAAUCGUUAGUGGCUUUCAGUAAAUCAAACUCCACAGCUAAAUUAUUAGAGAAUGGUACAAUUAAGGGUUCAAUUUAUUGCUAUAGCACAUAAUUCCCAUGUAUCCACACAGUAACAAUGUAACAUUUAUGUAAAUAAAAAUACCUUUAUUGUAUUGAUUCAUAAAAUAACAAUUUCUUUAAUUUGUUUACAGUCCUGGAAAAACUAUGAACACAAACUUCAUAUGCAAGUAGUUUGCCAAAACAAGAGGAAAACCUAGAAUUAGCAGUCAUGGAAUAAACAGGCUAGAAAGAUGAACUGGUGCAAUUAACCAAAUCCCUUCACUGGGGUGGUGCAGGCGCCAGGGCAAGAACUGGUGACACAGAGUGGGGUCUCAGCAGGGCCGUGAGGCUGAGCUGGGCUCAGGGACAGAGCAGGGGCUCAAGCCUUGGGUUUGGGGUCCCCAGGUUGGAAACCAUUGUCAUCUCACAACUCAGAUUGUGAGGAGCCACCCCUGGUGUGACUGGGGUUUGCACUGGGUUGUGCCCAGUCGAGCUGGUUCCAGCCCUUCCCGUUUUGCUGAGGACAAGGAAUUGUAGAAGCCUGAGGAUUUGUAUGUAGGAGGAAAACAAUCUCUUGUAAAGGUGGUGUGCUGUUUUCAGUUGUUUCUCAUGUGAGCAGAUCUGCAAACAGGAACAGUAAUUCCAGAGGAACUGCCUGAUUGAUUUUGUUUGGGCAGAGAGCAAGCCCUUCACUGUUCUGCAUGGCCCAUGUCAGAAGUGUCCCUCCAUCAGAACUGCUGUGCUCCCUGCAGCACAGACAUGUGCGAGCAGAGGGGACAGGGAUGAAAGUCACCUUCCCUGUGGGAACUGCUCCAGGCUCUUGGGCCCAGCUGAACAAAAUGGUCUCUUCAUAAAGUCAGUGAACAAAAGUGAAUUUCCUCUUUCCUGGAAGGAUUUGGUUGGAGUUUUCCCUGUGUGAGAGGUUCAGUGAGAGGGCCUGGACUCUGGCAGAGCAGAGGUAUCAGACACCUGUGUCAGGUAACAGGUGAAUUGGGGUGUAAGGACUGCUGAUGGCCAAGGUUUAAUUUGGGAUCGUGUGUGCCCUGAUAGACAGGAACCUUGUCUCCUAGUACUGGUGCUUGGGAAUCUUGUGCUUGGCUCCCAGGGAACCAUGGCCUUUGUGUAAUGAUUAAACUCCCAUCAGUAAUUAGUUGUUGAGUGCCUUACUGUCACUACAUCGCUGUCCCGCUCCCUCCAGCAGCCUCUGCUGGGAUUUGCCUCUUUUCUUUCUCACAUCCUCCUUCCUUUGUUCUGUCGCUGUUUGAGCACUCUCCAUCCCCUUCCAUCCCUGGGAGCUCUGCUCCCAUCCCGGGCUGCUCCAUCCUUUCUCCACCUGCUGCUCUGCUCUCUGGUGACCAGCAGGUUGUUGCUGGUGACAGUGUGGGUGUGAGCCCUGGCCUGACACGCAGGAGCCCCAUCCCAGGGUCCCCAGUGCCACUGCACUCUGGGCAACCCAUGGGCCACUGGCAGUGGCUGCUGCUGCAGGCUCUGCUGCUGCAGGCUCUGCUGCUGCAGGCUCUGCUGCAGGGAUGGAGCUGCAGCCCCAGAGUCCCUGUGCUCUGACAGGAAAACUUUAAACUCAGAAAAACCCGAUUGGAACACGUGGACCAUGUAACGCCCUCCCGGGAGCGUGUGUGACCCCCUGGCUCAGAGCCCCUUCCCUGCCCCACACUGACCACAGCUCAGUACUGUAAAGACAAUUAACAUUCUGUUUGUGUUUGUAUUUUCCCUGAUUAAAGGUAACUCAGUAGUAUUUGAAUAGUGCAUAACCUACCUGUAAUGAUGCCGACGUUUCUGCUUUACCGUGCAUGAGGUUUCCCAGGACAGGGAGCAUUUCACUGAGUCUCGUGGGCUGAGCCCCCAGCACGUGCUGGGGCUGCCUCUGACCCGGGUUUGUAGGUUUUAGGGCUUUUUCUGUUUCAUUCUAAGGUUAAUUUUUUUCCGAAGUCACAAAGCACGUCCUAUUGUUAUGCAACAAACCACAGACAGUCACUCAGAGUGUUGGUCCCACCUUUUUUUUUAUGCAGUAUAUUCACCUGUAAAUAGGUUUUGUGUAAAAUUUGACAGAAAAGUAUAUUUACUACACUGUAAAUACAUGUGACAAUAUAUUGUAUUAUUUUGCUUUUUUUGUAAAGCAGUUAGUUGCUGUAUAUGUAUAACAUACAAAUUUGAUUAUUCUAGUGUUAGUAACUGUUAACUCCUCCUCCUCCCUCCUGCUGGUGCAUUCCAUCAUUUAAACCAGGAGCUGUGUCUGACACACUCACCCUGUGUGUGACCUCACUGCUUCCAUCCGGCCUGGGCUUCCCAGGGGUUUCCAUGGUCCCAGUCCUGGUCGUGCUGUCCAAGCCAGGGUGUGAGCCUGGAGAGCCCAUGGCCCAGCCCUGGGAGCUGUGGGUCACAGUGGUGGAAACCUGGUUCCAGAUAAUUAUUGUUCACCCCAUUCUCCCCUCAUGUAUGUACUUCCCCCUUUUUUUUGAAGUAAAAUGUAAAUUCAACCUGCUCCCAGUUGUUCGAAGGUCAUUCCAGGGGCUGCAGGGUGAAGGUGGUGGACACUGAUGUCCUCUCUCUGUUGGAACCAGUUUGGGUGGGUUCUUUGGGGCUGAACCGAGGAAUCCAGCCCAGUUACAGAGCCCAACACCCCACUUUUUCUGGGGAAAAUUAAGAUUCCAGUUAAAAUCGAGUGUCUGGGGUUUGUCUUCCCAGACUGGUGCUGCUCUGGGUGUGGGAUCCUGCACAGAUCUGAGAUUGCCUGCGGUGACUGAGGAAGAAGAAAGCCCAUUGUCAUGAAUUUCAUGUCACUUCAAUAAGAUUAUCAUAACUGAAUAAUAAAUCAGAAUAUUUCUUUUUAAAAUGUAAAUUUAAUAUUGUAAUAAAACAGCUGCUUGGUCUUUAAAGAACAAUUCAGUAUAAUUUGUCUAUUUGAGCUUUUUUUGCCUAGAAGCUUGAGGUUUCAGCUGUCAGGCAACUUCUCUGACAAAUGAUUAAUCACAUCUAUUUUUCUUUCAGGGGGAUACAUUACUUCCCCAUUAAAAGUGUAUAAGUACUUAUAUUCUGACUUUGUGAAUCGUAAAAGGAUGUAAAGACACAUUAAAGUGUGACUGCAUUGA
Messenger RNA from Passer montanus (Eurasian tree sparrow), 12581 nucleotides. RefSeq names its product neurofibromin 1 (gene NF1). The coding region runs from base 1 to 8130 and encodes 2709 amino acids. The transcript is spliced from 55 exons. The record is from RefSeq and is a predicted model, not a curated record. Gene Ontology annotation, biological process: regulation of GTPase activity. NCBI's taxonomy places the organism in Eukaryota, Metazoa, Chordata, Aves, Passeriformes, Passeridae.